This is a messenger RNA of Suillus clintonianus, 1997 nucleotides long. RefSeq names its product DHS-like NAD/FAD-binding domain-containing protein. Gene Ontology annotation, molecular function: NAD+ binding. NCBI's taxonomy places the organism in Eukaryota, Fungi, Basidiomycota, Agaricomycetes, Boletales, Suillaceae. The record is from RefSeq and is a predicted model, not a curated record. The transcript is spliced from 19 exons. Bases 128 to 1846 code for a protein of 572 amino acids.
CUUUAUACAAACGCUUGGUGAGGGCUCGCGCUUGGGCCUUGCAACUGGCUCAGGAGGCGUUGUAAUUGUGGAAGCCCAGUUAAGUACACCGUACAAUCUACUCAUACACCUCCAUCCUCUUUCACAAAUGUGCACAUCAAAUGGGCAACCUAACGUUCGGGAAACCGCCGGAGACAAUAACGGCAAACCCAAGGAAUAUAGCGCGCUAUACGCUCUUCAGCUAAGAGCCUUCAUAAAUGCUGCGGAGGAUGUGGACGCGGACCCAGAUGUAAUCGACGACCUGCUCGAAGGUUUGGGAGAUGUUGAUGAAGAAGAAGAGGAAGUUCAAGAGAGCGACCUUGAUGAUGACUUGGACCCAGAAAGCCCGGCUCUCCCUGCCCAUGAGCAGCACAGUGCUAUAGAGGAACAUAGCGACCUGGGCGAUCUCGAAGUGGAAACUGAGGUCAUAGAACAAUUAAAACGGGAAGCAGAUGGCGCAUGGUCAAAGGAAGACAUCCGGAAGAUGAUGCAUCACUUGAAAGAAUGCGGAAUGAGUUCCUUCAUCAGAGAAUAUGUUAUCACUCAAAAUAUCCCGAUAGUGAAACUUCUGUUCGCUUUCGGCAUUUUCUUGUGCCCUGAAUUGCGGAAUAAGCAACCUCAAACAAUGCUAUAUUUUCUGCGGGUCGCGAUGUCUAAAGAGCUUCAUCUCAGGGAAAAACUGCCCCAGUAUAACACCAUUUCUGAUGCAGUUUCCCUGAUUCAAGCAUCAAAGCGUGUGGUCGUGCUCACUGGCGCUGGCAUUAGCGUCUCAUGUGGGAUUCCAGACUUCAGGUCGCACAAUGGCCUGUACGCCAUGCUGAAGGAACGGGGAACCUAUGACCUCGAUGACCCUCAACAGAUGUUUGAUAUACACUAUUUUAGAGAAAACCCUGCUGUAUUCUACUCAUUUGCAAGCCAGAUAUAUCCGUCUAAUUUUACACCUUCUCCUUGUCACCGUUUCAUCAAAGCUAUAGAAGAUAGAGGCAAGCUUCUCCGAAACUACACUCAGAACAUUGACACGCUAGAAACACUCACCGGAAUUACUCGUGUGCUGCAGUGCCAUGGAUCAUUCGCGACCGCUACGUGUAUCCAGUGCAAACGGCACAUACCAGGUACCGAAAUUGAAAAAGAUAUCAUGGAACAUCGUGUUCCGUUCUGCACUGUGUGCUCGGAAGCUAAGAAGACAGCCGAAGAAGCCAGGACGGCUGCUUUCAAGAAAAAGGCCAAGAAGCGAGGUAGGAAGGAAUGGGAGGAGGGGACUGAUGAAGAGGAGGAUGCAAUACCAGUUGGCGUGAUGAAGCCGGACAUCACCUUCUUCGGAGAGAAGCUUGCGGAUGACUUUGAGCACGCCCUCGAGGACGAUCGAGAUAAAAUCGACUUGUUAAUCGUCAUCGGAACCUCACUGAAGGUCUCGCCUGUGUCCCAGAUUCUCUCGCAUCUUCCUCAUUCUGUCCCCCAGAUUCUGAUCAACAAGACUCCUGUCCGACAUAUUAACCCUGACAUCAUCCUUCUUGGAAAUGCGGACGAUAUUAUUCACCACCUCUGCGAGCAGCUCUCAUGGGAGUUACCACCACCAGUGGGGAAGCGCCUCGAGAUUUCGUCACUGGCGAAAUCAACAAAGCGCCCCUCGGGUGAAAUGAUGGGCAAAACCGAACCUGUUCGUGUUGCAAAGAGUCACGUAUGGUUGUUUGAAGGUGCCGAGGGGGGUAAAUGGGUGCGGGAUAUUGAGGAAAGGUUCCUGAAAGUGAAUGUGGCAUCCGAAUCGUGUGCAACCCAAGGUCGAGUCCCGAACGAGGGCCCAGAGGCAAAGAAGAUACGGACAGGUUGACAUUAUAACAUUCGCAUCCUUCGGGGUGCAUUGCUUCUAGUGAACGGGGACACGAAUGUUGCGGAGCCCACGAAUUUGAUGUACUUUCUUGUUAUACUACAGAUGUGUACCAUGCCAUAUUGUUUGCGACUCGAGAAGCAUUGAACCAGCU